Messenger RNA from Cyprinodon variegatus (sheepshead minnow), 2491 nucleotides. It is a transcript of the gene tlx2, whose product is annotated as T-cell leukemia homeobox 2. The transcript is spliced from 5 exons. The record is from RefSeq and is a predicted model, not a curated record. Gene Ontology annotation, cellular component: nucleus. Bases 645 to 1742 code for a protein of 365 amino acids. NCBI's taxonomy places the organism in Eukaryota, Metazoa, Chordata, Actinopteri, Cyprinodontiformes, Cyprinodontidae. Gene Ontology annotation, molecular function: RNA polymerase II cis-regulatory region sequence-specific DNA binding; DNA-binding transcription factor activity, RNA polymerase II-specific. Gene Ontology annotation, biological process: animal organ development; regulation of transcription by RNA polymerase II.
ACGCUGUUACGCAGAGGGCAGUCUCACCUGCUGAAACGCUUGCGAGCGCACUUCGCCAUUCAGCACCACAGAGCCCUCUUUCAGCGCUCACUUCCAAUUAAUACCCAAGCCUGCGAGGUCAGCGCUUUAUUAUUAUUGUUGUUGUUUUUUUCAUCUGUUCUUCCCUUCCUUCUGGUGUCAGCCAGUUGUUUCUGUUUUUGAGGAACUCGAUUAUUUUGCCAUGUCUCCUGCGUAUGGAUUGCCUCUGCCAGAGUAGGCGAACAAAGCGCAUCAAGUCUCUCCAGAGAGCUGCUUCCUCUCAGAAUCGCGGAUUUUGGUCAGUGAGUAAACUUCUCUGGAUAUUCGUCACCCAUCGACGACGGGUUUUCCUCGCUUCCCUGCUUUGUAAUUCACUUGGAUAGAGAGCGCUGUUAAAGAUGGAUAGGCUCAGCUUUUUCUCAGCCAGACGGAUUGGCAUUUAAUUUAGGAAACACCCGAUCCAACUGAUGGACAGAAAUAAUGGCAUGAUUUCGGACAGCAUUGGACGCGUUGUUGGUUUCCUUGGAGUUUAAUUAAACAGAACAAUCCUGUAAGAGCGCCUGUUUUAUUUCCCAAGACUCAUAAAAAACUACUACUUCUAGCGAGGUCAUCGUUGAAAUAAAGGUAUGGAGCACACUGGGAUCGAGGAGGUGAACCAGACGCACCAGCAGCAGCAUGAGCCCAUCAGCUUCGGAAUUGACCAAAUCCUCAACAGCUCGGACCAGUCCAGCGGCUGCAUGCUGCCCAACCGGACUGGAGACCCGGAUUACGCGCUGGCCCCCAACGUCUACAGCAACGGCUACAACAGCGUCUACAACCCGGCCUGCUCCUACAACGUCAACAUGAACAUGAACGUCAGCAUGAACAUGAACGUGAAUGUGAACUCCGGGAACUCGGGCGGGGUGAUCCGUGUGCCGGCGCACAGACCCAUGCCGCCUCCGCCUCCACCGUCAGCGGCCGCCGCGCCUCAUCCGCCCCCCGGAAUCCCCGCGGUGGCCGGGAUGGGGAUGGGGAAUCCGGCCAACUUCACCUUUCCGUGGAUGGAGAGCAGUAGGAGGUUUGCCAAGGACAGACUAACAGGGGAGGAGGCAGAGGAGAACCGAGCUGGGGAGGCCACAGGGGGGCCGGAGGCUGCCGGGUCCCUCUGUCCUCUCCCCAAGGGAGACAUCGGGAGGGUCCCUGUCUGGAGCACGGUGGAGACAUUAGCUAAAUGCUAUUAUCCUGAGCUUGCUCACCUGAGGGACAGCAAUGGUCUUCUGGCAGACUAUCCUUUUCCAAAGGGGGCUUGCCCAGCCGCCCUCUCACCUUUCUCUGUAACCCGCCGCAUCGGCCACCCGUACCAGAACCGGACGCCGCCCAAGAGAAAAAAGCCCCGCACCUCUUUCAGCCGGGUGCAGAUCUGCGAGUUGGAGAAACGCUUCCAUCGACAGAAGUACCUGGCGUCGGCUGAGCGUGCCACUCUGGCGAAAGCCCUGAAGAUGACGGAUGCACAAGUCAAGACCUGGUUUCAGAACAGGCGGACAAAAUGGCGGAGACAAACUGCCGAGGAAAGAGAGGCGGAGAGGCAGCAGGCCAACCGGCUGAUGUUGCAGCUUCAGCAGGAAGCUUUCCAGAAGACGUUGAGCCAGCCGCUGCAGCCAGAUCCCCUCUGCCUGCAUAAUUCCUCCCUCUACGCUCUGCAGAACUUGCAGCCUUGGGCAGAAGACAAUAAGCUGUCGGUCUAACAGAGAAGAGGGCACUUUCCCCACUAAGUGCCAGGAAACAAACGGACAUCUCUGUACAUGCCCAACUACCAAGACUGCCCCUCCCCCCAACACUCCUGUACAAGGCGGCAGGAGGCUCAUUGCCAUUGAUGGAACAUAUACAGCCUCCGAUUUUUUUCUUUUUUUUUUUUUCGCUUAUGACUUUAUACAAUGUAGUAAAAUGCAUGUUUCAAUCCUUUUCUGUGUGCACUCAGAGGAACCGCUGAAGUCAGCUGCGGUCGAGGUGGACCUCCUCCCCAGCUGCAGUGCUCGAGUGGUAGUGGAUUGGCCCCGAUAAUGGAUUCCUCAUUAUGUUAAAAACAAAAGUGUUUUAUAUUAAAAGAUAUUGUGACUUUUUUGAAACAAUGACAAACAUCUCUCCUUCUCUCGCCUCUCUGUCAUUUGUUGGGUUAUUUCAGCGAUUGGCUGUUUGUUUAUUUGUGGCCAUUAUGAAAAAAGAUGCAAUAAUGCUUUAUGAUUUUAGGGAGCAGCUUUUCUCAUGGGGUUUCCUUGUGAUUACGCAUUAAAGUUUCAAACCACCCAAAGGUAAGAUGCCACAGACCUGCAUCUGAGAGGGAGCACGGUAGCUAUUUUUUAAUCCAUAAAAACUGAUGACUACAGCUCCCAUGUGUGCACGUGGAGCAGGGCGGUGCCAAACGACAGUAUGAAGAACCCUCCAUGGAUGAAUUAAAGUUUGAAAUCAAUACCAGCACAAGCUAAGACACGGGCCU